Messenger RNA from Scatophagus argus, 6085 nucleotides. It is a transcript of the gene mapk8ip3, whose product is annotated as mitogen-activated protein kinase 8 interacting protein 3. Gene Ontology annotation, molecular function: kinesin binding; MAP kinase scaffold activity; JUN kinase binding. Bases 715 to 4767 code for a protein of 1350 amino acids. Gene Ontology annotation, biological process: vesicle-mediated transport. NCBI's taxonomy places the organism in Eukaryota, Metazoa, Chordata, Actinopteri, Scatophagidae. The record is from RefSeq and is a predicted model, not a curated record. Gene Ontology annotation, cellular component: cytoplasm. The transcript is spliced from 33 exons.
CAGAGUCGGUCAGCUGGCUCCUCCAUCUGAACAGCAGGGAGAGCCUCUCCCAUAGGGAGAUAUCACCAUCAACGCCCGAGCCUGGCCAGCAGCAUCGGCGGCCCGCUGGAAGGGGAACACAACAUGGAAGAAACGAUAUUAUAGUGGAGGAUCGGGCGUCGGCGGGGAUCGGGAGCGUUAGAUUAUUUAUUUGAGUAUUUAUUAAUUUAUUUAUUUCCUCUGCCAGUAAUGGCCGGGGUCCACGGCUGCGGCUGCUGAGAGGCAGGUGCAAUAUCAUCGACGAAGGCAUUUCGUUCCUCGGCAUGGACUCAACGAGGGCCGAUCCACAGGCCGACCCGCUGCAUAUCCACCGCGCCCGAGAUCAGAUGCUCCUCGCUGAAGGAGAGCACUAGCUGGGCCUCGCCUGGAGGAUUUACAACGGGUCGGUGUUGGAAGAGGAGGGGGCCCUCUUUACAUCAAAACAUUAGAGCCAAUAUUUUCAGUGCCGAGCUCAAGGUUAUGCGCUGUUAUACACAACAACGGACAGUUUUAGUUCAGUGAAUCGGUGCUGCUGCAAAAUGUCAUAAGUUUUCUUUACACGAGGAAAGACUGUGAUUUAAUUUGCCCACUUUUCUGUGGAUCCAGACCCCGAGACAGUCUCGCCUUACAGGCCUGAAAAACCGCUUGAGCGCAUCCUCCUCAUCUGGAAAACAGAAGCCGGCUCCAGCUGCCAAGAUGAUGGAGCUGCAGAUAGACGAGGUGGUCUACCAAGACGACUAUGGCUCCGGCUCCGUGAUGUCGGAGCGGGUCUCGGGCUUGGCCAACAGCAUCUACCGGGAGUUCGAGCGGCUCAUCCGCAGCUAUGACGAGGAGGUGGUAAAGGAGCUGAUGCCUCUGGUGGUGAACGUCCUGGAGAACCUGGACGCGGUGCUGACCGAGAACCAGGAGCACGAAGUGGAGCUGGAGCUGCUAAAGGAGGACAACGAGCAGCUCAUCACCCAGUAUGAAAGGGAGAAAGCGCUCCGUAAACAGGCGGAGGAGAAAUUCAUUGAAUUUGAGGAUGCGCUGGAAGCUGAGAAGAAAGAUCUACAGAUUCAGGUGGAGUUUCUGGAGCUGCAGGGAAAACAGCUGGAGCUCAAGACAAAGAACUAUUCUGACCAGAUUGCCCGAUUGGAGGAGCGAGAAUCGGACAUGAAGAAAGAGUACAACGCUCUGCACCAGCGUCACACUGAGAUGAUUCAGACUUACGUUGAGCACAUAGAGCGGUCCAAAAUGCAGCAGGCAGGGAGCAACAGCCAAUCAGAAGGCCCCGGCUCCGGACGAACCAGCAAAGCGGAGCGCCCGCCAUCAUUGAGCCUGUACCCCAACGUCGAGGGCAUGGUACGUGGGGGUCUCGGGGGGGCUAGGAUGAUGCCCGGGAAAGACAUCUGGCAGGUCAGCGAGCUCGGCCAGUCUACCUUCUGCUCUGCCUAUCAGGAGGAUGGAUCAGAGUCCGACUCGGUUGCAGCCACACCCAGCAGCACGGGAAGCAAGUCCAACACACCCACCUCCUCCGUCCCCUCUGCCACAGUCACCCCCAUCAACGAGGGCUUCCUCCCCCACACUGAGUUCGAUGCGAUGCGGGCCGGGAACCGCAGGAAAAAUGCCAAGCGUCUCAGCCGGAAUAUGGAGGUUCAGGUUUGCCAGGAGACCAGGAACGUCAGCAUUGGUAUGGGAAGCAGCGACGAGUGGUCCGAGUUUCAGGAGAUCAUCGAUUCCACCCCUGAGCUGGACAUGUGUGUGGACCCCCGUGUGUACGGAGGAGGAAACAGCCCCUCCCAGGGAAUAGUGAACGAGGCCUUCGGCAUCAACACCGACUCUCUCUACCACGAGAUCAAAGACGCCAAGUCGGACAUCAUUGGAGAUGUAGAUGCAGGCGCAGAGCUACUAGGCGAGUUCUCAGUCCGUGAUGAUUUCUUCGGGAUGGGCAAGGAGGUGGAGAACCUGCUGACAGAGAACAAACAGCUCCUAGAGACCAAAAAUGCUCUCAACAUUGUGAAAAAUGACCUUAUUGCCAAAGUGGAUGAGCUGUCCGGUGAGCAGGAAGUGCUGAGGGAGGAGCUGGAGGCUGUGAGGCAGUCCAAGAACAAAGUGGACGCCAGAGUCAAGGAGCUGGAAGAAGAGCUCAAGAGGUUAAGAGCAGAGGCUCUCGGUGCAUCUCGGGACUCCAAGGACGAGGGAGGUGAUGAUUUUUCAUCACCCAUGCAGGACGGCGACAUGACGAUGACGCAGCGGCGGCGGUUCACCCGGGUGGAGAUGGCUCGAGUGCUGAUGGAGAGGAAUCAGUACAAAGAGAGACUGAUGGAGCUGCAAGAGGCCGUCCGAUGGACAGAAAUGAUCAGGGCAUCCCGGGAGAGUCCUCAAAUCCAAGAGAAGAAGAAAUCCACCAUCUGGCAGUUCUUUGCACGUCUCUUCAGCUCGUCAUCCAGCCCUCCGCCCGUCAAGCGGCCAUACUACAGCGUCAACAUCCACUACAAGUCUCCCUCGACGACUGGUUUCUCUCAGCGACGCAGCCACACCAUGUGUCAGAUCUCCACCUCCAACCGCACGCUGGAGUUCUUCCCCGAAGAACUGGCCAGUAACGGUGUUGCGUCUCUCCUCAGUGACUCGGCACUGUUGGCCCGCCGAGAGCAGCGGCGUGAACAGUACCGGCAGGUCCGCGAGCACAUGCGCCGUGAUGACGGCAUCAUGCAGGCCUGUGGCUGGAGUGUGCCAUCUCGCUUCAAACAGACUGGUGGUCAGAUGGACAGCGCUCAGGACAGCCCACUGAAGAGACAACAGACCACUAAUGAGAAAGAGGACAACCGCAUGAAGAAUGUGCCCAUCCCGGUGUACUGUCGUCCUCUGGUGGAGAAGGAUCCCAACAGAAAGUUGUGGUGUGCAGCUGGGGUAGACCUGACAGGGUGGAAGGCCAACAGCCAGGAGUCGGUAACAGCAAAAGCACCAUCAGGCAGCAGCGACCCCCUGCAGGCUGAUGAGAACGGAGCCGGCAAGAAGAACAACCACAGCUCUCCUGAGAAGAGAAAGUCAAAGGAGCUCCAUGAAAUGGACACCGUGAGCAGUCGAGUGUGGAUCCUCACCAGCACCCACUCUGCUAGCAAGGUGGUCAUCAUCGAUGCCAACCAGCCAGGCUCGCUGGUCGACCAGUUCAACGUCUGCAACGCCCACGUGCUCUGCAUCUCCAGUGUGCCAGCUGCCACUGAGAGCGACUAUCCAGCAGGAGAGAUCGUGUUGGAUCCAGGAGACGGUGGAGUGGGUGGAGGAGAGGACACGAGCAGCAUGGAGGGCAUGUUGGCUGGUAUCACUCUUGUUGGCUGUGCCACCAACUGCAGUGUUGCCCGUAGCAACUGUUCCUCACGCACUGACACGCCCAUAAUGGACAAAGGACAAGCCCCCACUGCUCCCCCCAUGAAUGGGAGGAUUCAUCAGGCCCAGUCGGCUGAGGAGGCCACCGAGGCCACUGAGGUGCCCGAAUCAACAGCCAGCCACGCAGAGCUGGGACCCCCAGGACCAUUUACCGAGCACAUCUUCACCGAUCCUCAGCCUCGUCCAGCAGACGCCUCUGACAGGAGCGCAGGUCAGUCCAAAGAGGAAACUUCUCACACUGCAGAGUCAGAGGACGGAGGUGAAGAAUCCAAGAAUUAUACCAGCGCGGCCCCCACUAUGUGGCUCGGGGCCCAGAACGGCUGGCUCUACGUCCACUCAGCAGUUGGAAACUGGAAGAAGUGUCUCCACUCCAUCAAACUCAAAGACUCUGUGCUCAGUCUGGUGCAUGUGAAAGGUCGCGUGUUGGUUGCUCUCGCUGACGGGACCCUCGUCAUUUUCCACAGAUCAGAAGACGGCCAGUGGGAUUUGUCUAACUACCACCUAAUGGAUCUCGGUCGGCCUCAUCACUCCAUCCGUUGCAUGGCUGUUGUCCAUGACAAGGUUUGGUGCGGCUACAAGAACAAGAUCCACGUCAUCCAGCCCAAGAGCAUGCAGAUCGAGAAGCUCUUCGAUGCCCACCCUCGUAGGGAGAGUCAGGUGCGGCAGCUAGCUUGGAUCGGUGACGGUGUGUGGGUAUCCAUCCGACUAGACUCGACCCUGCGCCUCUACCAUGCACAUACACACCAGCACCUCCAGGAUGUGGACAUUGAGCCAUACGUCAGCAAGAUGCUGGGUACUGGCAAGCUGGGCUUCUCUUUUGUGCGAAUCACAGCGCUUCUGAUUGGUGGCAAUCGUCUCUGGGUGGGAACUGGAAACGGUGUGAUCAUUUCCAUCCCGCUGACAGAGACGGUGGUCCUUCACCGGGGACAGCUCCUUGGUGUGAGGGCCAAUAAGGUGUCUCCUACAUCGUCCAGUGGAGUGAUCCAUGUGUACAGCGAUGACGGCUCAGAGAAGAGCACCGGCAGCUUCAUCCCUUACUGCUCCAUGGCACAGGCCCAGCUCUGUUUCCAUGGACACCGCGAUGCCGUCAAGUUCUUCGUCUCUGUACCUGGUAACGUUCUGGCCACCCUAAAGGGCAGUGUGCUGGACAGCCCGUCAGAGGGACAGGGCUCAACAGCACCCCAAGAGACGGAGGCCCAGAGUGUUCAUAAAGUGUUGGUGCUGAGUGGAGGAGAGGGCUACAUUGAUUUCCGUAUAGGAGAUGGAGAGGACGACGAGACGGAGGAAGGAGAGACGGCUGAAGCUUCACAGAUGAAACCUGCUUUGAGUAAAGCUGAGCGGAGCCACAUCAUUGUUUGGCAGGUGUCUUAUAUACCUGACUGACACCUGAAUUUGCUUUAACACCUUGCCUGCUCUUCUACUUAAAAAAAUCUCCUCCUCCACCACCUUCCCCCAAAAGCUUCCAGCCACCCAAACCUUGUAAUUAUCCCUGGUUAUGUAAAAGUUUGCCCUUGGCUCUAAAACGACCCUCCAAGCCGUAUAUCGUCCCUUGUAACUAUUAUAUCUCCUUCUGCCCCAUCACCUUGUAACUUUAAAGCCUUGUAAGUACCUCCUCCGAUCUAGUAAUAUGCCUGCCAUCCUGUUUCUGUCCCACCCUGGGCAUUGUAACUGUCUUCAUGAGCCUUGUAACCCGGCAUCAUAACUACCUCCCUUCUCUCUGUAUUGAUCUCAUAUUCACCCUGUAAGCACACUGUAUCUUCUCCUAUAUUUACCUCAAUUGUCCUGCAUCUGCCCCAGUUACUCCUCCUCCACUUAGUUUGUCAUCUGUGAAACCUCCACCUCAUCUUAAAGCAAAGGCCCAGAGUCCCAACAUGCAACCACUGUACCAAAAAAAAAUAAAAAAAUAAAAAAUAAGAACAGCAUGUACAGAAAUGUGAAUGACAACACUGACUUGAGUUUCCACCAGAAAUCUGUCUGAUUUUUACAACAGCCAAUCAGCAAUCCACAACCAUUUAUGAUGUGAACACGGUUCAGCUAAUGGAUGCAGAUGUCAGGUGUUCAUGGAUCAACCUUUGACUAAGUUUGUGAGUGAAUACAAAUUCAAUGAGACAGCUUUUUGGCUUUAAGAUUGUAGUGGAUGGUAAACGGAUUUGGGUUUGUUAAACGCUUUAGGGUAAGUGAAUGUAUGACGACAUGGAAAGUCAAAAUUAUGUCAACUUCAACACAAAAAUCUGGGCUUUUUUUGGCUGUUUCUGAAAAUGGUUUGCAUCCAGUCUUGCGGUUGCAUUUAUUUCAAGAGUCUCAAUUUGUGGUGUUUGCUCACUUUCUGCCCUAAUUAAAAAUAUCCUCAUGAGGAGAAAAGUGACUUAUGUAGAAAAAGCCCCAAAAUGGCAGGAAAUGUCUGGUGCAGCUGCCUGACACGAAGGUCUUAAGACUCAUGCUGGAGUCGUGUGAGCAAGGUUAUCAAAACAUCUGAGCAUAAGAUGUCCAGAGUUCAGUCCGAGACUCAUUUCUCUCGUCUGACUGGCUGUUGAUCAGACGGUUUGGUGUAAAGCAGGUGAACUGAUGUGUGUUGCCAUUACGUGUACAGGGAUUAUUGUAAAUCUCCAGACACACUGAAGCCCAUCCUCUUUGUUCAGUAUGGAAAUUCAUGCAUUGAUCUCUAUCUGUGUGGAUUAAAUAUUAAACAUAUUUGUGCGCU